CAUCAACCAUUGCAGUACUGCCAUUCCAACCUGGAUUGAAACCAACUUUUUGUCGAAUCUUUGGGUGUUCGUCUUGUGUAGAUUCGAGAGAAGCGACUUGGCUUUGGAAAUCCUAGUGUUUAUCUAGUAUUCUUCAACCUUGUUUACCUCCAGAAUUGGUGGCGUCACCUAAAUUCUCGCAAUUCUCCGACUUGAAACCAGGCAAUUGUGAACGACCAGGAUGCAAGCCAUUAAAUGCGUUGUCGUAGGCGAUGGUGCAGUCGGCAAGACUUGUCUCCUCAUAUCAUACACUACGAACGCUUUCCCCGGGGAAUACAUACCAACAGUAUUCGAUAACUACUCAGCAAAUGUAAUGGUCGACGGGAAGACAAUAUCUCUUGGAUUGUGGGACACUGCUGGUCAGGAAGACUACGAUCGACUCCGUCCACUUUCUUACCCCCAGACGGACGUUUUCUUGAUCUGUUUCUCGUUGGUUAGUCCACCAAGCUAUGAGAACGUGAGGACCAAGUGGUGGCCGGAGAUAUCGCAUCACGCUCCAUCCACGUCUAUAGUCCUAGUUGGAACCAAGCUCGAUCUGCGCGAGGACCCUGCGACAAUCGAAAGAUUGCGCGACCGGCGCAUGCAACCUAUCACCUACUCCCAAGGGGUUGCCAUGGCUCGGGAUAUAGGAGCGGUGAAAUACCUGGAGUGUUCCGCUCUGACGCAGAAGGGGCUGAAGACUGUUUUUGACGAAGCCAUUCGUGCAGUUUUAAACCCUCCCCCGAAGAAGGAAAAGCGCAGUCGUGGAUGUGUCAUUGCGUGAUUGCGGACGCUGUUGGGCCCACUGCCCUCCGAUUAUGCGGAUACAUAGAUUUCCUCCCCACGUCACACCCAUUUAUGCCUUGCUCACCGUUACGCCUUACGACCUGGAUGCUAUACUUGACUUUUAGGAAUGAAGUUGAUCUAUGAGCCUGAGAGAAUUGUACCAUUUGAGAAUCGUGUGGAUGUGUUUGCCCUUGAUCAUACUCGUGCACACGUAGAUAACAUCUGCACUACCAUUUACAAAGUG
Molecule: messenger RNA, 1048 nt
Organism: Pisolithus orientalis
Lineage: Eukaryota; Fungi; Basidiomycota; Agaricomycetes; Boletales; Pisolithaceae
Product: P-loop containing nucleoside triphosphate hydrolase protein
Exons: 8
Coding region: 221-802 (193 amino acids)
Biological process (GO): small GTPase-mediated signal transduction; establishment or maintenance of cell polarity; cortical cytoskeleton organization
Cellular component (GO): cytoskeleton; cell cortex; cell projection
Molecular function (GO): protein kinase binding; GTPase activity; GTP binding
Source: RefSeq, a predicted model, not a curated record